AGGGAGAGAGAGAGAGAGAGAGGGAGAGAGAGAGAGAGAGAGAUACGAGGGUAAAACGGAUCGGACGCGCCGCGCAGGAGACAGCCGCUUUUGGACACGUUUUCGAGGCAGAAGCUGCCCGACUGCAAGAACUGCACGCGGAAAAAUACAAGAAAGAACUUACUUUGCAUCACCUCUGCCGUCCUUUGAUUUGAUCGUGCUGUUGAUUUAAUUUUGGAGCUUUUUGGCGUCUCCAAGUUCUGCCGCCGACGGACGCACCUUCGGGACUUUGACGCAGACGUCUCCCUGGUUUCUUGCUGCUGGACAUGGGCGCAUCCGAGGCCACACAGCGGUAAACGGAGGGCUCGGAGUUGCUGUCCUGCUUUCGUCCUAUCUCUUGCAGAGUGGACCCACUUUUGAAAGCGCGUGUUUUUUUUUUCUGACUGGGCCUAAGGCCGACUUGUUUAAAGGUCCUUUUUUUUGCUUCCGGCAACAGCGAAAGAGACCAAGUCUUCCUCCCUCAGCCCCGCACUCCCUCUCUCACUUUUUUGGAAGCUGAACUUUUAAAGGAAAAUGGGGCAUUGAGAGGGUUGGCAGAUCUCCCCACGCUAUAAUGGCUACUGACACCUACCUGGUGAACGACGAUCCUGCCAGAGGCCCAGGGAUGCCUGAAUGUUUCCUCGUGUCGGAUACAUACAGGGAUGAAUUCCACCCCUUCAUCGAGGCCCUGCUGCCCCAUGUACGCGCCUUUGCCUACACCUGGUUCAACCUGCAGGCCCGUAAGCGCAAAUACUUCAAGAAGCACGAGAAGCGCAUGUCCAAGGAGGAAGAGCGCGCAGUGAAGGAUGAACUGCUGGGGGAGAAGCCAGAGAUCAAGCAGAAGUGGGCCUCGCGCCUGCUGGCCAAGCUUCGCAAGGACAUCCGGCCUGAGUUCCGUGAGGACUUUGUGCUCAGCAUCACGGGGAAAAAGCCCCCCUGCUGCGUGCUGUCCAACCCGGACCAGAAGGGCAAGAUCCGUCGUAUCGACUGCCUGCGCCAGGCUGACAAGGUGUGGCGGCUGGACCUGGUAAUGGUCAUCCUGUUCAAGGGCAGCCCCCUGGAGAGCACAGACGGGGAGCGGCUGGUCAAGUCGCCACAGUGCAGCAACCCUGGCCUGUGUGUCCAGCCGCACCAUAUCGGAGUGUCUGUCAAGGAGUUGGACCUCUACCUGGCCUACUUCGUCCACACGCCAGGUAUGUGACCAAUUUCAUUCUGGACUCUUACAGGGAGGGAUGCCAAG
This is a messenger RNA of Labrus bergylta (ballan wrasse), 1258 nucleotides long. The record is from RefSeq and is a predicted model, not a curated record. Lineage: Eukaryota; Metazoa; Chordata; Actinopteri; Labriformes; Labridae.